This is a messenger RNA of Perca flavescens (yellow perch), 1180 nucleotides long. RefSeq lists its product as uncharacterized. The coding region runs from base 1 to 861 and encodes 286 amino acids. Lineage: Eukaryota; Metazoa; Chordata; Actinopteri; Perciformes; Percidae. The record is from RefSeq and is a predicted model, not a curated record. The transcript is spliced from 2 exons.
AUGUUUGGGAACUGUCCGUCAGGUGUUCCGGCUGAACUUUACCGGGUCGCAGAUGGGGGCCAAUCCGGACAGCACAUCACCGAGUUGGUGGCUGCUCGUGAGGAAGAUGUUUGGAAACCGGCAGAGGACUACAAAGACAGGAUGAAGAUCAGCGCGGUCAUUGGCUUCAGUCGCACAGAAUACACAGACACAGGACUGUAUGAGUUAAGAUGCGCUGGCCAGCAUGUUAACUCCACACAGCUGGAUGUUGUUCUAGCAUCUGAAGUCUCAGCCACUGAGGGGGGUAACGCCACACUUCCAUGUUACUACAUUACAGGCGGACAUGUGGACUCUAUAAAGUGGAGUAGAGGAGGAGAGAUGGUGCUGGAGCAGAGUCUGUCCUCCGGAGAGAUCAAACCCGGGACAGGAUUUAAGAAGAGACUUUCUCUGUCACCUGAUGGCUACAAGAAAGGAAACUGGGCGCUGAUUUUCAACCCGGUUCUGCUGGAGGAUGGAGGGGACUACUUCUGCUCCUUCCACCUAAACGGCGCGCCAGAGGGACGGGGAGACCCAGCUGCUGUGAGGAUGAGGGUCGCAGAGAGAAGACGGGAUCAGACCACCGGCCGCCCGUCUCUGACUACACCACAGAACGUGACAGAAGAGAAAGAAGAAAUGAGAACUUGGGCAGUUCUCAUCGUAACAGCAGUUGUGGUGUUUGUGAUUGUGGCCCCUUCUUGUUUUCUGCUUGGCAGGACCAGACCAGGCGGAGAACAAUAUUCAGAUGUGCCUCCUCCUCCUCCUUCUCCUCCUCCUCCUCCUCCUCCUCGUCAAGCCAACGGAUGGUCCCCGUCAAAUAAUGCUCAAGCAGAGUCCGAGCUCUAAAGACAUCCAAGUUUAAGGUUCUAUUGAGUUUCAUGUCCUGUAUUUUCCUGCCAUGUUUAAGUGUCACACCUUAGCUCAAACAAUCGGACACUGAUCAUUUAUCGUCUUUCAAUGGAAUCAAAAUUGGGAUUAAAUAAUAUAGUAUCGACUAUCGUCUCGGUAGAUUGAUAAAAGCAAGCCCAUUUCUAACUAAUUUCUCAGAUCCUGGUUUUGUUUUGACAUCACACUAUUUAUGUGCGUGCAUGUUAACAGUUUAUAGCUGAAAAAUGUCCUCUAUAGUUUAAACUACGUUUGCACACACACAGGUUUGUGGCACUAU